Molecule: messenger RNA, 1050 nt
Organism: Ceratitis capitata (Mediterranean fruit fly)
Lineage: Eukaryota; Metazoa; Arthropoda; Insecta; Diptera; Tephritidae
Gene: RpL7A
Product: 60S ribosomal protein L7a
Exons: 4
Coding region: 107-922 (271 amino acids)
Biological process (GO): ribosome biogenesis
Cellular component (GO): ribonucleoprotein complex
Source: RefSeq, a predicted model, not a curated record
GAUUCCUUUACCUUUUUGACAGGCAGACGUAGAAGCAGCUCUUUUUUCGAGCCGCUAUUAAAAUCUGCUUUUUUCAAUUACAUCGCGUUUUUAAAAACAAUUCAUUAUGGUCGUAAAGAAGCCUAAGCCAAAGAAGAAGCCAGUUACCAAGAAGGUAGCACCAGCCCCAUUGGCCGUGAAGAAACCUGUUGUUAAGAAGGUUGUAAACCAACUCUUUGAGAAGCGUCCAAAGAACUUUGGCAUUGGUCAAAAUGUCCAACCCAAACGUGACUUAUCUCGUUUCGUCAAAUGGCCCAAAUACAUUCGUGUUCAACGUCAAAAGGCUGUAUUGCAGAAGCGUUUGAAGGUACCACCACCAAUUCACCAGUUCACUCAAACCCUGGACAAAACUACAGCUGUCAAGAUGUUCAAGCUGUUGGAAAAAUACCGCCCAGAGUCUGCUUUGGCUAAGAAGCAACGUUUGAAGAAAAUUGCUGAAGCCAAAGCCAAGGGUAAAGAUGUGCAACCCAAGAAAAAACCAUCUUUCGUUCGUUCGGGCACAAACACCGUAACCAAAUUGGUUGAGCAGAAGAAGGCUCAGUUGGUUGUCAUCGCUCACGAUGUUGACCCAUUGGAGUUGGUUCUGUUCUUGCCUGCCCUUUGCCGCAAAAUGGGUGUGCCUUACUGCAUUGUUAAAGGCAAGGCUCGUUUGGGAUUGCUGGUUCGCCGUAAGACCUGCACAACCUUAGCGCUGACAAACGUUGAGGCCAACGAUAAGGCGAACUUCGCUAAGAUCUUGGAGGCUGUUAAGACCAACUACAACGAUCGUCAUGAUGAAAUCCGCAAGCACUGGGGCGGUGGUAUUCUGGGUUCCAAGAGUUUAGCUCGUAUUGCUAAAUUGGAACGCGCCAAGGCACGUGAAUUGGCACAAAAGCAAGGCUAAGCAGCUGAUGCAUGUAUCAGUUAAGUGUUUUUUAAUUAUGGGAUUUUGUCAAUCAGCAGGAUGUAAAGACAAAUGAAAAAUAAAUAAAAUAGUUUGUACUGAACUUCCAUGAAGUACGUAUGAUCUUG